AUCCAUUCGGUAGUUUCUUCUACUCCACACUCGAAGGAUUCGAGGUGAGCGCUUUCUUGAUCUUUGAUCCUUUCCUUCGAAGUUUCCUUUUUCUCCCAUAUAUGUUUGGCUUCCAAGAAUAUUCAUUUGUCCUUUUCAAGAAAAGAUCUCGGGCGGCCGGUGUCUCUUCAUCUUCCUUCAUUUUCGAAACAGUAUCAGUUCAAUUGUCAAGGUAGCGUGUAUUUUCUUUGGAUAUGGAAGCCAAGGGCGUGAUUGGCCUCCCACCUUCAACUGAUUCUGAUUCCGAAAGGCCGAAAAAUGAUCAUCUUGAUUCUGGGAAUGGGUCACCUAAGGCCAAUUCUUUAGAUGAUAAUGAAGAGAUGGGAGAAAGAAAUUUAGACAUGGAGAAAGACAUGGACCUAACGGUAGAUGGUUUUAGAACUGUGCGUGACGAGUUAGCUGGGGCAACAGUAGCGGAGCAGGUUAGUAACGUUCUCGGUGAUUCAGCUGCUGUCCAUGUGAGUGUCGAAACUGUAGCGGUUAUAGAUAAGAAGUUGGAUAUCAGGAAUGAGAGGUUGAUUGACAGCACCACAUUGGACGUUAGUCCUAAAUCUGGUGUUAAAAGACGCCGCACUGUCUCAGACGAACAGCAAUCUACCAUUCAUGUUACUUAUAACCACUUAACGAGGGCUAGUAAACAGAUGCUGGAAAGUCUGUUACAGCAAUGGUCAGAAUGGGAGGCAGAACAUAAUCCCACAGCUAAGGAUCAAGAACGUGUACUAGAAUCAGGUGAGGCAACAUACUUUCCUGCUUUACGUGUUGGACUGGAGAAGUCCUCUUCUGUGUCCUUCUGGAUCGAUGAUGAAACUGGUUGUAAGGCAUUAAAGGGGUUUGUUCCGGUGGAAAAUAGCACUGCUCCUCUUUAUGACCGUGGAUUUGCCAUAGGUUUGACUUCAGCGGAUGGAUCAAAUAACUUGGAAGGAGGUUUGGAGAUUAUGGACGAUCCUCCUCGUUGCUUUAAUUGUGGCUCCUACAGUCAUUCCUUGAGAGAAUGCUCAAAGCCUCUUGACCGAUCAGCAGUUAGUAGUGCCCGAAAGCAGCAUAAAGCCAAAAAGAACAUGGGUUCUAGGUCUCGUCUACCAUCCCGAUAUUAUCAGAGCUCUCAAGGUGGAAAGUAUGACGGCUUAAAGCCAGGCAGUCUUGACACGGAGACACGCCAGCUUCUUGAUCUCGGGGAACUCGACCCUCCUCCAUGGCUUAACCGGAUGAGAGAGCUUGGGUACCCACCAGGAUACUUAGCACCGGAUGAUGAUCAUCCUUCAGGAAUCACUAUUUUUGGGGAGGAAGAGACGCGUGUAGAAGAGUCCGAGGACGGGGAAAUCGCAGAAAAAACGAGCCCCCAAGAGCCAGCUAAGAAAGUGACGGUCGAGUUUCCGGGAAUCAACGCACCUAUCCCGGAAAGCGCAGAUGAGCGGCUCUGGGCACAUAGGAGCAGCACAAGGUCGCAACACAAAACAGGCAGAGGAUAUGAUGCCUGUCAUGACCACCACCGACCAGCCCUGGCCCGGGAUCACAUAGACGAGGGUCCUCCUGGGGUUGAACCAUCGAGUUACCCUCCAAGGUAUGGCAAUAGAUAUGGUGAGGAUCAUCAUCGAGGUGUAAGAAAACACAUGCCCAGAGCAAGAAGCUCUGGCUUUGAAAGGUCGGAUAACAUCAGGAGACCAAGAAGAAGCCCUGGCUUGGAAAGAGGUAAGAGGUACCAUUCUUCGUACGGUCGUGAUUUCAGGGAUAGGGAUGAUAGAAGAUGAACGAGAGAGAUUUGUACAUGUUCAUGUGAACUUGUUCUUUCUUACUUUCUUGUUGUAACAUGAAGGGCAUUGGUUUUUAGUACGAGGAAUUUUCAGAGUUUUAUGUUUUUUAA
Molecule: messenger RNA, 1900 nt
Organism: Tarenaya hassleriana
Lineage: Eukaryota; Viridiplantae; Streptophyta; Magnoliopsida; Brassicales; Cleomaceae
Exons: 9
Coding region: 234-1787 (517 amino acids)
Cellular component (GO): catalytic step 2 spliceosome
Molecular function (GO): zinc ion binding; RNA binding
Source: RefSeq, a predicted model, not a curated record